UCGAAAAUCUCUGCCUAUGUAGAACACAUCGGAAAGUGUCUGAGCAAAAUUAUUCUUUAUUCGUUUUGGAAGUGUUACGUCCACACAACCGGUUCUCCGCUCCGUGCAAACAAAAUUACUUCCUUUGACAUUUGCCCUGUUUUCGUUGUUUUCACAACCGUUUCGGUUCAUUUGUCUGCGAAUUUCGGAAAGUUGUCGUCCAAUCCGUAAAAAUGUCCGGCGAUUGCAACACGUAUUGCCCCACUGCCUGCGAUCCGUGCCAGGCCCCCACGGACUUCUCGCCCUGUCCGCCGAACUCGACGUGUCCGCCGUGCGAUUGCGGUGACUAUGCCGGAUGUUGCUACCAGCAGCCGGCGCGCACCAUGCCCAUCCUGCCCAAGUCGCACUUCAUGCGCUCCACGGCCCCCCUGGACACGGACACCAUCUAUCGACGCUCGUUCUAUGCCAACUGUGGCGAAAACAUCAGGGCCCGGCCCGUGAUGCCGUGCUCCCAGAUCCGGGCCUCCACGGCACCGCUGGAGAAGUGCACCAUCCAGAAGCUGUCCUACAUGCCGCCGUGUCCGGUGAAGCGGACGCCACCCAUCGUCCCCAUGGAGAGCGGACUGCGCUUCGAGGGACCCAUCUACGCGAUGACCUCACAGAAGCACGACUAUGUGCCCAAGGGGAUUGUGAAGCGGGACCCGAUUGUGCCGCGGGUGGCCAUCUGCACGUCGAAUGCGCCCAUGGAGCGCUGCACCAUCCAGAAGCUGAGCUACAUGCCCAUCGACGUCUGCCAGAAUCCGCCGCCGAAGGCCAUGAUCCAGGGCUCGCACUAUUGCAAGCCGGCCGGACCCAUGGAGCGCUGCACCAUCCAGAAGCUGUCCUACAUGCCGGUCUGCCUGCCGGCCAAGGAGCCCACUCCGUGGGCCGACAAGAUCCGCUGUGCGCCGCCGCGCUACUCAAAUGUCUGCACCACCUACAAUCUGAGCUACAUGCCCAACUGCAACGAGGCGCGCACCGCUCCGGUGACGCCGCUGACCACGCUGCGCUUCUGCGGCAACGACUCCGGCUCCGGGAGCACAAUCUACAAGCUCAGCUACAUGCCAGUCGAUGCCUCCCGGACUAAGCCAGCGCCCGUCCUGCCCAGAGACACCUUCUGCCGGCCCAGUGGACCGCUCGAGAAGUGCACCAUUCAAAAGCUAUCCUAUCAGCCGAACUGCACAGAGCGUACUCCUCCCAUUCGCCCAAUGGAGAAUGGACUGCGUUUCGAUGGGCCCAUGUACGCGAUGACCACUCAGAAGCACGACUUUGUGGCCAAGCCGCACGUGAGACGGGCUCCGAUCAUGCCGCGGACCGCGUUCUGCCGACCCAGCGGAGCCAUGGAGCGCUGCACGGUGAACAAGCUGUCGUACAUGCCGGUGGACGUCACCUGCUUCCCACGGGCCGAGUCCGUCCGUCCGCGACAGGGCUUCUGCCGGAACGAGGGACCCAUGGAGAAGUGCACCACGUACAAGCUCAGCUACUUGCCGAACUGUGUGCCGCCCAAGGAGCCGCUGCCCUGGGCCAGAUACUCAUCCUACUGCCGGCCAACCGGACCCAUCGAGAAGUGUACCAUCCAGAAGCUUAGCUAUGGCCCACCGGGUGCCUUCCAACGUUGUGGCGGUCCUUGUGGAACUGGUGGCGGGGAUGGCACCUUCCCGAAGGCCGGCAUUUGUUAAGCUGGAAAUAUAUGUCGAUUGCUCUUUAAGUGCGCUUCUCCCAAGCUUAUCCCGCUUUCCUUGUUUAAUGUUAUACCAAAAUCUUUCAGUCCAAGUCCUAUUUUAUUCCUAUUUUGUUUUAAAGGCCCACUGGGGAAUGCACUUUCGGAACUGUCUCCAUCCGUUUCAAUUGCUCCGUACUCCACUGAUCCUUUUUUGCCAGUCUUAUUUGUAUAUACAGAAAAUU
Drosophila gunungcola (fruit fly) is the source of this 1923-nucleotide messenger RNA. Its product is annotated as stabilizer of axonemal microtubules 1. The transcript is spliced from 3 exons. The record is from RefSeq and is a predicted model, not a curated record. Gene Ontology annotation, biological process: microtubule anchoring. Gene Ontology annotation, cellular component: sperm flagellum; cytoskeleton; ciliary basal body. Gene Ontology annotation, molecular function: microtubule binding. NCBI's taxonomy places the organism in Eukaryota, Metazoa, Arthropoda, Insecta, Diptera, Drosophilidae. Bases 213 to 1697 code for a protein of 494 amino acids.